AUGGGUUGGAUAAAACCAAAAUCUGUAACUUUUAGAAAAAUAUGGAUUCCAGUUGAAGAGAAUGAUUAUUUCACAGUAUUAAAGAGAAAUACAACCAUCUCAUUAAUUAAUGAAGUUGUAUCUUUAAUUCCACAAAAUGAAAUAACAAUUAUUUCAGAUUUUAAGAUAUGUUUAAAGAAUAAAUAUUUUCAUUGUAUAGGUGAAUCGAAUGAAUGGGAGGAAAUUCAAUCAAUGUGGAGUUGGAUCAAUGAAAAUAUCUUGCCAUCGAUCCAAAAGAUGAACAACGAUCCCACUGAAAUAUUUGAAUAUCUUUGUUUGAAAUUCAGUUGUCUGGGCAUUCAUGAGGAGAAUUUCAAGACACAGGAAAAACAACGUGAACUAAAAGAUAAAGAUCAAAGAAAGAAGGAAAAGAAUUUUAAAAAGAGAUUCUCUCUUGAAAGUGAAACAUUAAUCACUCAAUAUUCAUGUUCAUUAAUGGAUAAGAUACAAAGACAUGGAUGUAUGUACAUUUCAGAAAAUUAUAUUUGUUUCUAUAGCAGAAUCAUUCCUACAAAGAUCAAGGUUUUGUUUUCCGAUAUCGUAGAGAUGAAAAAGACAACACAUUCCAGCUACUUUAAAUUCCUGACGGAUUCCAUCAAGAUUCAGACCGAGUCCAAGGAGUUUAUUUUUCAUACUUUCUUCAAGGUCGAUGAAACCUUUCAGCUUCUCGAUCAAAUAAGAAAGUUUGCUAUGAAUCGAAUGUUGUUUGCGGCCGAGAAAAACAACAACAGUAGCAGUAGCUCUCCACUCUCUUCUUCAUCACCACAAUUGGUCAACAGCCAGACGGGUGGCGGUGGCGUUUCCACAUGCUCACCGGCAUUCAUCAACCGUUCGAAUCCACUAUCUGUUUCACACCACCUCUAUCCGAGUGCGCCAUCCAACACACCGUCAUCGUCACUGAAGCAGUCUGGUUCCUACUUUUCACAGUCAUCUCCCAAUGAGUCAUCUUCUUUUUCCACCUAUCUCUAUCAACUCAGCUUGUCUCCACCCACAUCGGGUGCAGGUCCCGCUGGCUACGAACCCCAUUUCUCAACACACUACAGUUCACCAUUGACUGCCACCGCAAACAACAAUUGGCUCACUGGCACCGGCUACACAUCACCAUUCGCGCCGUCUUCUCCAUCAGCUAGCACUCCUACCUCAUUAAACAACUCAAUCUGUAUGGAAUAUCAACAACAGCAACAAUAUCAACUUCAUCAAUCUUAUGGCUAUGGUGGUGGUGGAUGCAGUCCAAACACUCAAUCAAUGACAACGCCCAAUUCCAAUCACUACAAUGUAUCGUCAUUCAAAGAGAUGCUUCAAGAGCAGAGAAAGCAUCAGGACUAUCAGACUCUCUUUGGUCUACCGACUUCCGAGCUGUUGGUCGAAGAAUUCCAUGUCACUCUCUGGAAGAGCCAUCCACAAGAUAUCGUAGGCAAACUAUAUCUUUCCAAUAACUUUCUCUGUUUUGGCUCGAUUGAUUUGCAAUUGGUGCUUCCACUUCGUGAGAUCUGCACCAUUUCCAACGAGAAGGCAUUUGGCAAUCGUGGACAAACCAUGAGAAUCACCAUCGACAAACAACAACAUUUUUACUUUUUCUCAAACCAAAUCGAAACUCACUACGAUAUCGUUAGACAAUUCUGGAAGGAUGCCAACCCAUCCAUUCAGAACGGUACCAACUCCAGUGGUAUUUUCGAGCCUCUACACCAAGUCAUUGGAAUGCCCGAUCAGAUACUCGAGAAUUCACGUGACUUUUCAAACACCUACAAACUCAACCAAGUACAACAGAGUCAUCUUUGGGAUCAGUACUUUUCAUUCCAUGGCGAGGGAAUAUCGAUGAUCAAGACUGACGAGCUCAAGGCGCUGAUACGUGGUGGUAUUCCAGACCAGCAUCGUCGACUAAUUUGGAUGUUGACAUCUGGAUCACUCUAUAAGCCCUAUUGCCAUCCACCAGGUUACUAUCAACACCUACUCGAGCAACACAAGAAUGAAACCAAUCAAUCGACCAUCGAUAUCUCAAAGGACUUGAAAAGAAGUUUUCCAGAACAUCCUUUCUACCAAAGUGAACAAGGAAUUCAAUCUCUUAGAAAUAUCCUGACAGCCUAUUCCUGGAGAAAUCCAUCUGUAGGCUAUUGUCAAUCAAUGAAUAUAAUCGCCGCGAUAUUCCUCUUAUUCUUAAAAGAAGAAGAAGCAUUUUGGUUAUUAUGUACCCUCUGUGAAGAUUAUGUUCCCGAUAACUAUAGACCUGGAAUGGUUGGUUCAAUUGCAGAUGGUAAAACAUUUGAAUAUCUUUUCUCAACCUAUCUAACAGAUCUAGAUAAUCAUUUAAAGAAAUUAAAUUGCCCGGUGUCAAUGAUUAUAUUACCAUGGUUUUUAUGUCUCUUCAUUGGUAGCGGUCAUAUGGAGUUGGGACUCAGAGUUGUAGAUUGUUUCUUCAAUGAGGGUACCAAUGUUCUUUUCCAAGUUGCUCUGUGUUGUUUAAAGAUGAACGAAACAGCAAUAUUAAAUUCUAAAUCUGCUGAGGAAAUAAUGAAUAUCGUCAAGAACACCAGAUAUAAUGUCGAUCAUCUUUUAACCAUUGUAUUAUCAGAGUUUGAUAACAUUCAACCUGACAAAAUAGAACAGUUGCGAAGCUCCAACAAGUUUAUGGCCAUCAAGAACAUUCAAAUUUCAAAUAAGAAACAGAAAAUUAGAGAGUGGAGUGAUAGAUAUAAUUUAUCCAAGACAGAGUUGGAGAAACUAUAUGAUUUAUUCCAAUCUUAUAUUUCAAUUAGUGCAUCGAAACUGGGAAUAGGUAUAGUCAAAUUCUUUGAAUUGUGCAAAUCUGUUUUACCAAGUGCUUGGUGUUACAAAGGUGCUUUUAUCAACAACAUAUUUAAGCUACUCGAUGAAGAUAUGGAUGACUUGAUCACUUGUGAUGAUUUUGUUCAUAUGGUCGCAAUUACUACAAAAGGUACAUUGAACGAAAAGAUUAAAUUUUGCUUUGAUCUAUAUGAUCACGAUAAUGAUGAUAACAUUAAUGCAAACGAAUUUAAAACAUUAUUGGAAUCAUUGAUAUGCUUGCUAAAUCCCAGUAACCAAACAACGUCUUUUGAUAUUGAUUCACUAGUUAGUUCAAUGUGUAUAUCAGAAGCUUCUGUUUUCUCUGUGGAUGAUGUGGAAUCGAAUUUUAUUGAAAUUGCCAACAAUUUGGGUAUUGAAUACACAAAAUAA
This is a messenger RNA of Heterostelium album PN500, 3231 nucleotides long. RefSeq lists its product as uncharacterized. Gene Ontology annotation, molecular function: calcium ion binding. The record is from RefSeq and is a predicted model, not a curated record. The coding region runs from base 1 to 3231 and encodes 1076 amino acids. NCBI's taxonomy places the organism in Eukaryota, Evosea, Eumycetozoa, Acytosteliales, Acytosteliaceae. The transcript has 8 exons.